Phytophthora infestans T30-4 is the source of this 1353-nucleotide messenger RNA. RefSeq lists its product as uncharacterized. The record is from RefSeq and is a predicted model, not a curated record. Bases 1 to 1353 code for a protein of 450 amino acids. The transcript has 3 exons. Lineage: Eukaryota; Oomycota; Peronosporomycetes; Peronosporales; Peronosporaceae.
AUGAUGACUCCACUGUGGAUUCUAUCUGAGACCAAGCCGAUCUCUGUUUACGGGCCCCCUCGUUUUGUAUGUUCAGGCCUGAACUUCAGGCUGAACUUCUGCAGUGCACUGCUUGGCGUCCGGCAGGCAGCAGCCAAGCAUCGUCGCAGCAUCGAGGAUAUCCUCAUUACCCAGCUGGCAGAGACGGCCGAUCCAGACAGUCAUUUUUGUCGGUCUCAUGGCUGCCCGUCGUGGACGAAGCGUAAGGGUCAUCGGGAGGAAGAUGACUCAAUGAAGACAGACGCCUGUCCCCCACUUGACUCAGACACAGUACAGAUCUCGAUUCGUGCAACGAUGGCCAAGUCUCAACAAACGUCCGUUAAGAUCCUGCGUACAGGCGUCAACGCUAUGCGCACCGUCAGCAGCCACGCUGCGUCCAAGGCCUCGGGCCUCGUUGCACACCCGGCUUUGCGUCCUGUACUCACGAGCGUCCUCAUGCUAUCACUCGUGGCCCUGGCCGUCAUGAGCCUCGGCCGCUUCCAGCUCUGGAUGACGGGCGCCGGUGUCUUCAUGGUCGCUAUGAGCAUCGCUAGUGCCGUGCAAGAGUUCAAGUUCCCCAAGACCGCACAGUCGUACCAGGACUUCCUGGAUCAAGAAAUAGACAAGUGCAGCCCCGACAUGGUCACGCUGCCCCAUCUGUCCCCCGCCAAGACCAGCGCUGCGAAGAAACAGCAGAAACAGGUGCCUAAGGACGAGAUAUCUUCCAUGGCGCUGAACAUCGCCUCGCCGGCGAUUCCAGCCUCUAUGACACCCCUUUUCCAGGAGAAGAUUAGUCGACGAGAGAGUGAAGACAGUAUGGGCGCUCUGGAGUCCGCAGUCAACCCGACAAUCGUGGAGACCGCAGAAGUUAGUAACAAGCUGGACGUGCUCCACUGUGGCACCGUGAUUGAUAUCCAGGGAUCGCACGGGUUUAUCAUCCCGCACGACUUGUGUGUGGACGCCACGGAGACUCGUAGUGACGCGGUGACUACACUUAACCGAUUAGACAAGCAGCACAAGAUGCCGCUAGUUAUUCCAUUUCACCUCAGCGAGGAAGUUCGUCAGGAUAUUGCAGUAGGCAAGACGGUGGAGUUUGCGUACUCGGAGGCAGCGACGAAGCGUGCUCUAAACGUAACACCAGUACCAACGGACGACGGUAUCGCUAAGAGCCGCUCUGCACUUCAGUCGUGCAAGCAGGCACGCGAGGUGUCAUUUGCACGAGCUAUGGAAGAGCUGACGAUGAUCUCGCCACGCAACGUGCCAGUGAAGCACCAUGUGGACUUGAUCAAGUAUGCUGAGGAGCUGGACGACUACGACGCCCCCUUCGACAUGUAA